Molecule: messenger RNA, 795 nt
Organism: Paramecium octaurelia
Lineage: Eukaryota; Ciliophora; Oligohymenophorea; Peniculida; Parameciidae
Source: the annotation of a GenBank genome assembly
AUGAAAAAUUAUAAUUAUCUCUUUAAGUAUAUUAUUGUGGGAAGCACUAGUGAGUAAUUUUAUUAUUGAUGAAGGUGUAGGAAAAAGUUGUUUGCUUCUACAAUAUGUUGAACAAAAAUUUAGAAAUGCUUACCAAGUCACGAUGGGAGUAGAAUUCGGAACCAAUCUUAUCAAAUCUAAUGGUCAUGUUAUUAAGUUAUAUAUAUGGGACACUGUAAGUUAGUUAUAGCUUAUAAUAGGCUGGAUAGGAAUCCUUCUCUUCCAUGAUUCGAUCAUAUUAUAGAAAGUAUAUUUAGAUUAAAAUUAGUGCUAUUGGAUGUGUAUUGGUCUUUGAUUUGACAGACAGAAAAUCAUUCGAGUCCUUAGUCAAAUGGCACAAUGAAGUGUUGAGUUGCACUGGCAAUGACAUUCAAAUAAUUAUUGUCGGAAAUAAAAGUGAUUUACAGAAUAAGUAUGUUCUUUCCAUAUUAAAGUCAGUCGGGAAGUUCAAGAAAGAGAAGCUUUGGAUCUUGCCAAAAGGUUCAAUGGAAAAUAUGUAGAAUCAUCUGCAUUAACAGGAUCUAAUGUUGCCCAGAUAUUUGAAAUUCUGACGGAAUAGAUACUUUUGGAAAUCUAAAGUGGUAAAAUUGAUCCACAAAAUGAAGUAUAACAAAUCUCUAUCAAAGAUUUAUGGGAUAAAAAUAGGUGAUUUUGAAAAGAGAAGAAAUUCAGAAUUUGUCCCUAAAACCUAAAGGCAGUCGGUUUAAGUGAGUUAUCCAAUUCAAUCGCAAAAGUGGGAGUGUUGUUGAAUAGUUG